UCAACAGCUGCGUACAACCUAUCCCGCCAUAUUCAAGGACUUGUCCCCUCCAUCUAUCCUCGCCAGCCCCAUGCUCGACAUCAACAAGUCCAAUUCCAACCUUCGCUUCGGUCGUUCGCCACGCUCCUCGACCCCAGCCAUGUCAUCCACCUCUACCCUCAUGCCUGCCUCCGCACCCAAGCCCAAGUCGAGCAAAAAGCACAUGUUCCAGUCGAUCUCUCGAACCCUCUCCCCAGCCUUAUCCAAAUCUACCUCCCGCAAGCAUCGCUCGCUCAAUCCAACUUUAGCCCUACCCACCCCUCCUCAGUCUCCGAAUAGAGCCGGCGAAGACUCAAUGACACGCACUUCCAGUGAACCCAGUGAUGAAGACGACUUUGUGGAAGUCAAACUCUCAGAAUCUGAAAAACAAUACGUCAGCCAAAUCGAAGUAGGUAACGAACGUCAUGAGAGCCAACUCGGUCACUACCUCACCAACCUAGCCCAACGUCCACUCUCAUCCUCCCGUCGAGAAUCAAUACAGAUCGCUGGUGGCAAACGAAUGUCUAAGCUGAUGAGAGAUGCCAAGGAAUGGCAAACGUUCUUCAAGAUCGGCAAGGAUGACUUUGAACGCGAGCGGAAACUGCCGAAACGAGACUCCCACUCACUUGCUUCAAGCUUAAAAGGUCAUCCAUCGGCUUCAGUUGUUACUGGAAAGUCGGCCAGCAAUCAAGAAGUGGAGAAUGAUUCCUUAUCAGUUGCCACCCCUCAUCCCGCCGUCAUGAAACGCGUCAAGUCUGAUCAAAUCGUCUACAAUCAAGAAGACAGCCCUCCUCUGGUCGAUCCAACCCCGAUCGAAGAAGGUUCUCCUCCAAUCCCCUUGAGCCCUACCAUCGAAGAAUCAUCGAGCGUUCGCUCCCGCAAAUCGUUAGAGGAGGAGCUAGGCCUGAGCGCUGCCGACGCUGAUGCGAUCAAUCAGCUCACUAGAACCUUCGACGAUGAUCCCUCACCAAGCCUGACAAAAGAGCCUCCUUCGGCAAUCACCUCACCACCCGAAUCACUCACGACCGGCUCCCCAUUGAUGGACGAUCCGGCAGUCAGCUCGGUGCCAGUCUCGGUUGUGCCUUCCGAACUGGCAGAGAGUCCAGCAGUCGUACCCGCACCUACUACUUCGACCAGCAGCCCGGUCCAACGACGUCGUCACAAGGUGACAGUCGAAGACUUUGAAAUCAUGAGAGUGCUUGGUAAAGGCUGUGCUGGGAAGGUGCUUAUGGUCAAAUACCGCAGGACUGGUGGUAAUCAUCCUAAUCAAGUCUAUGCUAUGAAGAGCAUCAAGAAGAAUCACGUCUUGUCUCACAGGGAGCUACAACACACCCUGACCGAACAGAGCGUCUUGAGACGUGUUGCCGAUGAGCCUGAUAGCAAUCCAUUCAUUGUCAGGUUAUGGUGGAGUUUUCACGACAAGGACCAUUUAUUCUUGGUGAUGGAUUUCCAUCCAGGAGGUGAUCUGGCGACCCAAUUAGCACGCUGGGGUCGACUAGGCCGAGACCGAGCCAGGUUCUAUGCGGCCGAGAUCACUGAGGGGGUCACCUCACUUCAUCGAUCAGGAGUGAUCUAUCGAGAUCUGAAGCCCGAGAACAUCUUAAUCGCCUUCGAUGGUCACAUCGUCUUGACGGACUUUGGUCUCAGUAAGCAGUUCGGACGCGAUGCUGACGGCCAACGGAUCUCUGAUGAGGAAGAGGAACGCACCCUGACUUUCUGUGGAACUGCCGAGUAUCUCGCCCCCGAGGUCUUACUCGGUGAGCCAUACAGCUAUGAGGUCGAUUGGUGGUCCUUUGGGACGAUGCUUUAUGAGAUGUUGACCGGCUUGACGCCCUUCUGGUCUGAGGAUCACGCCACAAUGUAUCGGAGAGUGCUCCACGACGAACUCAUGUUCUCCGAAGACUCGAACAGAGUCAUGGACCAUGAUACUAAGACCCUGUUACGUGGCCUUUUGCAACGCAAUCCGGCGGUCAGGAUGACGGGUGAAAGAAUCAAGAAACAUCCUUACUUUGGGAUGAUCGAUUGGGAUCAUGUUCAGCAUAAGCGAUACAUCCCCCCAUAUGUCCCAGCUGUGAAUCCCAAUGAUGCGACGGACACUCAGAACUUUGAUGAGACGUUCUUGGCGAUGGAGCCGACAUAUGUGCAAGAUGACGACCCGCCCCAUCCGAGUGCUGAAGAGAAGAAGAAUGAAGAGAGCGAGGAAGGGGCUGGAGAAGAUGGGGAUGAUCCGGAUGGAGGCAAGGUCGAGCCUCAAGGGGCGGUGGAUGAGAACGGGCAGGAUGUAUUUGAUGGGUACAGUUACCUUGCGCCGAGUCAUGAACGAGACUCGAUCAUCCUCGAAGACGAGGAGGAUGCGAGUAGCGUUGGAUGCGACCCUGACGCCGAUGACGCCGCUCCGCCGCAGUCGGCCUCCGAGGCCACCGAUCCAGUUCCCUCGGCCCUCCAGAGCCCGUCUAAGGACAAGCCUCCCUCUUCUCACCCCGCUACCACCAUCGUUGUCAAUGAGAGCGAGGAACCUGAUCUGCCUGCCUCGAACGAUGAAGAUGAGGCGGAGGAAGACUGGGACGUGGUGGUGACCCCGGAGAACGGCCAAUCGGACUUGAACGGUCGGCUUGGCAAGAAGCCUGGGAACACUCUCUUUGCUCGGGGAGUCGUGGACAAGUACAAGUUGAGGAUGCGUAAGUUGAACGAGAGUUCGACAGGAACACCUUCGCUUCAAGCCAGCUCGUUGCGCCCAUUUGGGAGCAGCAAGUCGAGUUUCAUUAAGGCAGCCCAAAGCCAAUUCAACACGCUCGGCAACCAGUCGACGAUCUCGUCGAUCAACCAAGCCUCCUCUGAGGCCUCUGAGCCCCCCUCUUCAGUGAUGGGCGGGGGGAAUGGCAAAGCCAAGAAACGGUUCGGACUUCGUUCGUCUAAGAAGCCGGGCUACUCGUGUCUCCCCUCAUCCUCCGUCCUCGGCGACUUCUUGCCCUCCUCUCCGGUCCAUAACUCGGCUGCUUAUCUGACUUCCCCCUCCGCUUCCCCCUCCCCUUCUAAGAAAACCCUCCAUCCGGUAGGCCUUCGGGCGAUCGAAUUGGCCAACGUUGGCGCCCAGUUCUUGAAGAAAAACUCGGCUAAUCAUCAGAUCCUGCUCAAUAAUAACACUCCUCAUCAUGAUCAUCCAACUCCAUCAGACGUCGAGUCGCCUCUUUCCCCUAACACCAUUCAAUCGUCUCCUCUCCCAACUACUACUACUACUCCUGCUGCUGCUCCUGAUGAUGAUCUUUCUUCUCCCACUACUGCUGCUACUAACAAUCUCUCCAUGGACGAUCCUGCUCCCAUCCCGGGCGAAAACACUAUCAAUCCGAAGAAGAAACAAUCGAUCGGCGCCGGUCAUAUUUGAUUUCUUUGAUUUCCUUCUCCUCCUCCUCCUCCUCCUCCAGAUCUUCCUCUAGAUCUUCCGCUCUAUCAGUGCUUCUUUUGCUUUGGCUCGUUGGCAUCCGAUCUCCUUAUAUGUUUCCUUUUUCUUUCUUUUUUGAGCUUUCGCUCCCUCGUUCGUUCGUCCUUUGGCUUGCUCCGCUUCAUCUGUGUACAUAUAUUUAUUUAUAUUCAUGCUUUCUUUUGGCUUCCUCUCCCAUCCCUCACAUCCCUUGUUCAAGUUUUUUUUUUUUUUUUUCUGAUAGGUAUUUUCUUUAAUUGCUUUGUCUUUUAAUCUUUAGCUUUCUGGCUUCAAAAAUAUCUUCACGUACACAGAC
This is a messenger RNA of Puccinia graminis f. sp. tritici CRL 75-36-700-3, 3752 nucleotides long. Its product is annotated as AGC protein kinase. The transcript has 6 exons. The record is from RefSeq and is a predicted model, not a curated record. The coding region runs from base 71 to 3400 and encodes 1109 amino acids. Gene Ontology annotation, molecular function: ATP binding; protein serine/threonine kinase activity. Gene Ontology annotation, biological process: protein phosphorylation. NCBI's taxonomy places the organism in Eukaryota, Fungi, Basidiomycota, Pucciniomycetes, Pucciniales, Pucciniaceae.